Molecule: messenger RNA, 2554 nt
Organism: Xiphias gladius (swordfish)
Lineage: Eukaryota; Metazoa; Chordata; Actinopteri; Istiophoriformes; Xiphiidae
Gene: ahcyl2b
Product: adenosylhomocysteinase like 2b
Exons: 17
Coding region: 606-2414 (602 amino acids)
Biological process (GO): L-methionine cycle
Cellular component (GO): cytosol
Source: RefSeq, a predicted model, not a curated record
UCAACAUUGGUUGAGGACAAACUGUUCUGCUGGGAAAUUCGAGAUGUAGCAGCAUGCCCUUCAUGAAGUGUAAUAUAAGUGAUUUAAUUGCAUCUUGCAGUUUUAAAUUUUCAUUCAUUCAUUUUACGUGAGAUUGGGAAUUAAGGAUAUAGUAAUGAAAAUUCCAGGAUCUGGUUUUAAAAGACUGUGUAGAAAUUAGAAACGUGAUCGCUCUGUGAACAGACAGCAUUAUCUGGCAUAAAUCGCGUUUGUUUUGUAGUUUUACUGUUGUCCUUUUUAUAUUACAAACUUCAUUUCCCAUAACACAUUUCACAGUGCAGCUUCAUCUGGUGGGUAAUGUAGUGUAGGUGUCAAUUACAACUCCUUUUCAGCUAAAUGACAUACAUAUGUCAGUCGUUUUGUGUUUUUCCCCAUACUGAUAAACACUGUUCAAGUGUCAGUCGUAUGUCCAUCGACCGUAUUUAAGAUGGCAUAUGGGGGGCAGGGUUCGAAAUACUUAAAGGAACUACGAGAACCACAAUCCACUUUGGCCAUCGUAGCUCCUACGCUCACAUCCGCUUGACUCGCUAUCUGUGUUGGAAAAAGGACUUUGUGAAACUGCAGCGAUGUCAGUCCAGGUUGUGGCAGCGAAAAUGGCAGAGGUCGAACUCAAAGACGUCCCAACUGGCAAAGACUUACCGGCUGAAUCUCCGAUGACACCGACGUCGGAGGGCAAGAGCCUCGGCAGGAACGACCCGCACGAGGCCGGUUCAUCUGCCGCUGCGUCCCCUACAGCGGAGCCCUCAGUGAAAGCCGGGGAAGGCAGCUUGGGCUUACUCACCCCGAACCCCACGAAGAUGCCACAGGCGUCGGCUAUGAAGCGGUCGGACCCGCAGCAGAACGGCGGAGAGGCUUUUGUCAACCGUGAUGGUACCGUUGCUGAGGCUCCGCGGAUGAAAAAGCAGAUCCAGUUUGCUGACCAGAAACAGGAGUUCAACAAGCGUCCCUCCAAGAUCGGCCGGCGCUCUCUGUCCCGCUCCAUCUCCCAGUCCUCCACAGACAGCUACAGCUCAGCGGCGUCAUACACGGACAGCUCUGACGAUGAGACGUCUCCUCGGGACAAACAGCAGAAGAACUCGAAGGGCAACGGGGACUUCUGCAUCAAAAACAUCAAACAGGCCGACUUCGGACGCAGAGAGAUUGAGAUUGCCGAGCAAGAGAUGCCAGCACUGAUGGCCCUGAGGAAGCGAGCACAGGGGGAGAAACCCCUCGCCGGUGCCAAGGUGGUGGGCUGCACCCACAUCACUGCCCAGACUGCUGUGCUGAUGGAGACUCUGUCAGCUUUGGGGGCUCAGUGCAGAUGGGCAGCCUGCAACAUCUACUCCACCCAGAAUGAAGUGGCAGCUGCCUUGGCAGAGGGAGGUUUCAGUGUGUUUGCAUGGAAGGGGGAGUCCGAGGACGACUUCUGGUGGUGCAUCGAUCGCUGUGUCAACGUCGAAGGCUGGCAACCCAACAUGAUCUUGGAUGAUGGUGGGGACCUGACUCACUGGAUUUAUAAAAAAUACCCCAACAUGUUCAAGAAGAUCAAGGGCAUCGUGGAGGAGAGCGUUACUGGUGUGCACAGGUUGUACCAGCUGUCCAAGGCAGGGAAGUUGUGUGUCCCAGCCAUGAACGUCAACGACUCAGUGACCAAGCAGAAGUUUGACAACCUCUACUGCUGCAGGGAGUCCAUCUUAGAUGGCCUGAAGAGAACCACUGAUGUCAUGUUUGGAGGCAAGCAGGUGGUGGUGUGUGGAUACGGAGAGGUUGGAAAAGGCUGCUGUGCUGCCCUGAAAGCGAUGGGCUCCAUCGUCUAUGUCACAGAGAUCGACCCCAUCUGUGCCUUGCAGGCCUGCAUGGACGGCUUCAGGCUGGUGAAGCUGAAUGAAGUCAUCAGACAAGUGGACAUCGUCAUCACCUGCACAGGAAAUAAGAACGUGGUGGUGAGAGAGUACCUGGACCGCAUGAAGAACGGCUGCAUUGUCUGCAACAUGGGACACUCCAACACUGAGAUCGAUGUGGCAAGCCUGCGGACUCCUGAGCUGACCUGGGAGAGGGUGCGCUCUCAGGUGGACCAUGUCAUCUGGCCCGAUGGCAAGAGGAUAGUGUUGCUGGCUGAGGGUCGUCUGCUGAACCUCAGCUGUUCCACUGUGCCCACUUUUGUGCUCUCCAUCACCGCCACUACUCAGGCUUUGGCUCUGAUAGAGCUGUACAAUGCCCCAGAAGGACGGUACAAGCAGGAUGUUUACCUGCUGCCCAAGAAGAUGGAUGAGUAUGUGGCCAGCCUACAUCUGCCUACAUUUGAUGCACAUCUUACAGAGCUGACUGACGAGCAGGCCAAGUAUCUGGGCUUGAACAAGAACGGGCCCUUUAAGCCAAACUACUAUAGGUAUUAACCCAGUGUCGGGGUUUGGACCGUGGGAAUACCAAUACUCCAUGAAUCGCACAGACUCAUAGAGGGAGAGGAGGAGAAUGAGGAGGAGAGAAUAGUCAACACACCUGCUUUAUAUUUUUUUUGGGGGGGGGGGGGGGCUCU